This is a messenger RNA of Limanda limanda (common dab), 1260 nucleotides long. RefSeq lists its product as uncharacterized. NCBI's taxonomy places the organism in Eukaryota, Metazoa, Chordata, Actinopteri, Pleuronectiformes, Pleuronectidae. Bases 55 to 789 code for a protein of 244 amino acids. The transcript has 8 exons. The record is from RefSeq and is a predicted model, not a curated record.
CACACACACAGACACACACACACAGACUCUGAGCUCACAGCUGUCACAGGGAUCAUGGCGGCAGUCGGAGCCGGGGUCAGUGAGGUCAUCGGGUCGUGGUUCCUGCCAUCAGGAGUGGUCGGGUCCUUCAUCCUCCUCCUCCUCCUCUCCAUCCUCCUCUCGGCUCUGUGCAGCGAGUGCAGCAGACGUUCAUUUGAGCUUCAAGAUCCAGAGGGGGACCCAAAUCCUUCAACUCUGAUCAGUGUGGUGAAACUUGAGGAAACUUUAACAUCGAGAGACAAUCCUGUGAUCAGCGAGAUUCAGAACGAUGAGAAAGAAUUCCGUCCUUCUGAAGGAAAGUCAGCCUCGUUCCCUUCCUGGAAGAGCCACCUGGGGGCGCCAGCGAACGACCAAGAUGUUUGGACCAAUGGCAGUGCAGCAGUGAUGGAAACACUUCCUCCUGCUGGGGCUGUGGAGGAAGACUCAGCCCAGUUCACGACGUGGAGGAGCCACCUGAGGGCGCCAGAGCAAGAAGACCUCAACCACAUCUACCACUCCAUCGGAGGAGGGCGGGCCGACGCCAACACGGUGACGCCGAGGACCAAUCCUGACCAGGAGGGCGGCGACAGAGCUCGUCUUGAUGCAGCGAGGGCAGAAUUCAGUGACAUAAAUUCAGCUUAUGCUCAAGUCAGCAGGAAGGUGAGACAGGCCCCGCCCCCUGUCCAGACCCCUGUGGUGGCACAGGUGAGGGGGGGAGAGGAAGGGGAGGAGCCUUCACCUCCACUGCCUGACAGAGAGAUGGAGGGAUGAUGGAGAAAGGGACGGCAGCUAGAGGAAAAAGAAAUGAAAGACUAAAGACAAAAAAGAUAAAACAUGGAUAUCAGAAAAAAUGGAUGGAUAAGAUUUAGGGAGAAAUAACAGAAGAUAAACAACGAGGGAUAAAUAAAGACAAAGGAUGAGGAGGAAACAUUCCAGAUGAAAGUCGAGGAGAAGGGAUGAGACACAAAGGAAGAGAAGAGACAAAUGAAGGACAAUGAAUGGAGGUAAAAGCAGAGGAGGAAGGAGACAUGAAGGACGUGAACACGAGACAGAGACGUGUUGCUCACAACUCAAUGUAAAUAUGAAAUUAUUUGGAUUAAAAAGGGAAGAAACAAGGUUUAAAUCAGAGCCUACAUUUCCCAUAAUGCAAAUGUGCAGCAUUUUCAUUGGCUGAGUGAGUUUCAUGUGUAAAGUGGUGGAACAGCCCUUUGAAGAAUCAAGAAUAAAAACAUUUAUAUAUCA